This is a messenger RNA of Aphidius gifuensis, 1480 nucleotides long. RefSeq names its product multidrug resistance-associated protein 1-like. NCBI's taxonomy places the organism in Eukaryota, Metazoa, Arthropoda, Insecta, Hymenoptera, Braconidae. Gene Ontology annotation, biological process: transmembrane transport. Bases 1 to 1425 code for a protein of 474 amino acids. Gene Ontology annotation, molecular function: ATP hydrolysis activity; ABC-type transporter activity; ATP binding. The transcript has 3 exons. The record is from RefSeq and is a predicted model, not a curated record. Gene Ontology annotation, cellular component: membrane.
AUGCCUUCUGGCGUGGUUAAGCUGUACCGAAAUAAUAUAUUAAAAACACCAGUAUCAUUUUUUGAUACAACUCCACUUGGACGUAUAUUAAAUCGUCUUGUUAAAGAUACUGAUAUUGUUGAUAAUGUCCUUCCAGUAUAUAUUGGCCUCUGGCUACAUUUAACAUUUAUGGUCAUAAUUCCAGUAUUUAUUAUUUAUUAUUUAAUACUUUGUUUUUAUAUUUCAACAUCAAGACAAUUAACACGUUUAGAAUCAAUAACAAGAUCACCAAUUUAUUCACAUUUUAGUGAAACAAUUAAUGGUGUAAAUACAAUAAGAGCAUAUAAUAUGGAAGAUAGUUUUAUUGAAAAAACAAAUAAUCUUAUUGACAUUAAUAGUAUUUGUUAUUAUCCAUAUGUUAUGUCAAAUACAUGGUUGACAGUUAGAUUAGGAAUAAUGGGUAAUAUAUUAGUAUUUUUUGCAGCAUUAUUUGCUGUUAUUAAUCGUGAAAAUAUAAGUCCAGGUACAAUGGGUUUGUCCUUGACUUAUGCUUUUGUUAUAACGCAAAAUCUUAGUAUGCUUAUUCAAGUAACAUCAUCAAUUGAAUCUAACAUUGUAGCUGUUGAAAGAAUAAAAGAAUACAGUGAUAUACCACAAGAAGAAACAUUAAAAAAAAAUCAAACAACAAUUGUAGAUGAUAGCUGGCCCUCAAAUGGUUACAUUGAAUUUUGUAAUUUAAGUUUACGAUAUAGAGAUGGCCUUGAUCUUGUUUUAAAAGAAUUAUCAUUUGUCAUUAAUGGAAAUGAAAAAAUUGGUAUUAUUGGUCGUACUGGAAGUGGUAAAUCUUCAUUAACAUUGGCUCUAUUUAGAAUCAUUGAAGCUGCUAGUGGUAAAAUUUUAAUUGAUGGAAUUGAUAUAUCAAAAUUGAGUCUUUCAAAAUUACGAUCAAAACUUACAAUCAUUCCACAAGAUCCAGUUUUAUUUGGUGGUAGUUUAAGAAUGAAUUUAGAUCCAUUUGAUAUACAUGAAGAUGAAGCCAUUUGGACAGCAUUAGAAAGAUCACAUUUAAAAUCAUUUGUUACUAACUUACCAGAUAAAUUACAUCAUGAGAUUAGCGAGGGUGGUGAUAAUUUGAGUACUGGACAACGUCAAUUAAUUUGUCUUGCACGUGCAUUAUUGAGAAAAACAAAAAUAUUAAUUUUGGAUGAGGCAACUGCAGGUGUUGAUUUUGAAACUGAUGAUCUUAUACAGCAAACAAUUAAAAAUGAAUUUAGCGAUUGUACUAUUAUUACAAUUGCACACAGACUCAACACUAUCAUUGAUUCAGACAGAGUUAUGGUACUGGAUAAAGGAUCAAUUGUUGAAUUUGAUUGUCCUGAUAAAUUGAUGAAAAAUCAGACAAGUGUUUUUUACAGUAUGGCAAAAAAUGAUGGUCUAGUUGGUUGAAAUAUUAAUUUAUAAUAAUAAUUAUACUAAUAUAUUAUGAACAAAAUGUAAUAUU